AAGCCGACCAGUCCCCAUCGUCCCUCCGCCCCGCCCCGCCCCGACGACGCGACCCACCACCACCACGGCUCAGCUCCGGCGUCGCACCAGCGCCUGGCUAUAAACACCCGCCCCUCCCCACCGCGGCACGGCACGGCAGCCAAAAACCACCCCAAAAACUGUACGGGAUAUUUCCAUUGUCCGCUCGGCUUGGCACGUCGACUCCAAAGCGAAGCGAAGCGAGGAAAAGGCAGUAGAGCUGUGCAGAGGAGGAGGAUGAGCACCAUGGCCGUGGCGUCGUCGUCGCUGAACCCGAACGCGCCGCUCUUCAUCCCGGCGGCGUACCGCCAGGUGGAGGACUUCUCGCCCGAGUGGUGGGAGCUCGUCAAGACCACCGCCUGGUUCCGCGACCACUGGUUCCGCCAGCACCAGCUCCACGAGGCGGCCUACGAAGCCGCCUUCGGGCUCCCCGACGACGCCGACGUCGACGUCGCCGCGCUCCUCCCCGACGACUCCGUCGACCUGCUCGACACCGACGACCUCUUCUACGCGCCCGACCACCACGUCGCCAAGCCCGCCGGGUACGACCUCGACGUGCUCAGGGCGGUGAGCCUCGGCUCCCCGAGGGCCGUCGUCGGCGCCCCGUCGCCGCGCGCCCAGCAGCAGCAGCAGCAGCAGAGGCACGCGGACAAGCCGGCGCACCACGUCGGCGUCAGGGGCGCCGCUCGCCGCUUCAUCCACCAGCCUCGCUAGAGCCCUUCCUUCGUCUCCUGGCGACCCGCGAUGGCUGCUGCCGCUGCUGUCUAGUGUAACAUCAAGUCUAGUCUCUGUUUCUGUUUAUACGUACGACUAAAAAAGAGAGGAGAAACUCAACCAAGGAGUCUGGAGCUCUCCUCUCCUUGUAGUUUCUUGUGUUCAGUUCAGAUCAGGUCCAUCGAGCUGUCUUAGAAAAGAGAAAAAAAACAAGCAAAAAAAUUUGGAGUGAUGCAGAAUCAUGUACUACUGCUCCUCCUACCUUGUUCAUGUUGUUGGAUAUAAGAUGGCAAGCAGUCUGAUACUCUGAUGUUAGAACUCUUCA
Panicum virgatum (switchgrass) is the source of this 1057-nucleotide messenger RNA. RefSeq names its product protein EARLY RESPONSIVE TO DEHYDRATION 15-like. The record is from RefSeq and is a predicted model, not a curated record. NCBI's taxonomy places the organism in Eukaryota, Viridiplantae, Streptophyta, Magnoliopsida, Poales, Poaceae. Bases 256 to 732 code for a protein of 158 amino acids. The transcript is spliced from 2 exons.